Messenger RNA from Notechis scutatus (mainland tiger snake), 626 nucleotides. Its product is annotated as matrix Gla protein-like. Gene Ontology annotation, molecular function: calcium ion binding. The record is from RefSeq and is a predicted model, not a curated record. NCBI's taxonomy places the organism in Eukaryota, Metazoa, Chordata, Lepidosauria, Squamata, Elapidae. Gene Ontology annotation, cellular component: extracellular region.
GCUGAAAGGCAAAAGCUUAUAAGAAGUUACUGGACUUUUCAGGAGAAGCUCAAGCAGCAGAAAAAAGCUAUUAGGAAUAGGAGAAUACGAUGAAUCUCCUGAUGUUCCUGAUGUUUGCCUUGCUGCUGACAGUCCCCUGCUGUUGUGAAGGAGCUUCAUCCAACGCUUUGGAUGAAGGAAUUAAAAUUGAUCAGGAAAAAGCAAACACCUUUAUUAGAAGACAGAAGAGGGCUUACCCAUAUUCUGAAAGGUACUAUGAAAUGUUCAAGUCCCCGAUGGAGAUGAGGCAAGAACAGUGUGAGCAUUACGCACCCUGUAACUACUACUCUGAAAUAGUGGGAUUUCCUACAGCAUAUCGCCAUUACUUUGGAAGCAUCUGAAUAUAGUCAUUUCUCAUCCAACUGUGACAUCUCCAAGGACAAAGAGUGACUGGUGCGGGGCAGCUUAAGAAAAACAAAAAUAGCAUCUUGUUUCUAUUUCACUAACAAGACUUUAACAGCAACAUAUUCGCUUUAAAGUUAAGAAAUAAGUACUUUCUACUUUCUGAGGACCAAGUAAGUACUAACACUGCUAGCAAUUCUAUAAAUUCCAGUAUUUCUUGAAACACGAGUGACAUUUCUUGGAAA